This is a messenger RNA of Trypanosoma grayi, 1332 nucleotides long. RefSeq lists its product as hypothetical. The transcript has a single exon. Bases 1 to 1332 code for a protein of 443 amino acids. NCBI's taxonomy places the organism in Eukaryota, Euglenozoa, Kinetoplastea, Trypanosomatida, Trypanosomatidae. The record is from RefSeq and is a predicted model, not a curated record.
AUGACGCUGGGCCCGCAGCGGGACUCGAUUUCACUAUCGAGAGAGGAGGGGCUACAGCGAUUCACGAUUGUGUUGCUGGUGUACAAGGCACCCCGCUCCACAGCAAACACGCUGCGCAGUCUAGCAACCAGUGGGCUAGUGUACUACCCCAGGUUCCACGAGGUGCUUAUCUACAAGCAAAUGCUGGACCCGACCCGCGUGGCGGCGGAGGAGAAGCAGUUUGCCGACCUUGUGUGGAAUGGGAGCAGCAACACCGCUUCGACAAAUCGGCGACUGCGUGUCAUUGGAAGCGAGAAGAAUGUACCGGUGCCGGAGGCGAUGGCCGCGGCGGUGCGGGCAGUGGAGACGGAGUACGUGCUGUACGUCGAGUGCGACAGGCCGGUGUACACAUUUCCGUUUGGCGUGGGCGGAGCUGCCGCUGUAGGCGUUCGAGCCACGAGCACCACUGAAGAAGCGGUGCGCUCGUACGUCGCCUCUAUUUUGAGCGUAGCGCUUCAGUACCUCGAUGAGAAUCGUGCGCAUGUGUUUAGACUGCAACUGUACGCUUCACCACUUAUCCGCAAUGCUUCGCUGCCGCUGAGGCCGCCGCCGCCGCCACCGCCAUUCCCUUUCACUGCCGGACCACGCGCGCGGAAGCAACUGACAGCGGAGGGGCUUCCGCUGGAAAUGUACGGAACAACACCGUAUGAGUACUGCCACUUCUCCCCGCGACUUAACGAUCCAUCAGGAUUCUGCAUGCAGAGUGCGAAAUAUCGGGCAAGGUAUGGCUCAACAUUCAACAUGGCGUAUUGUGGGCACUGGCGGCGCUUCAUUGACGGCGAGCACCGCCACUCAAGCCUCUGCGACGCGCUGUGCGCCAAAGAGUGGAUUACAGCAGUAAAGGGAGACCAACGUGUCUCAGAAGAAAUAAAGGUUUCCCCCUUGUGGCAAUUCUUUGAGGACGCACGCCGUACUGCUGAUGCUGAUGACUCUGUGAGCGGAUUGGUGACCGGAAACAACAACCCCACCCGCGCCGAGCCAUUCAUUUUACGGCUGCAUGGGGUAGAUGCGAGCAAUACGUCGACACCGCACGGCUUCGCACACAACAUCCUCUGCUUCCCCUCCUCAUUGUGCAACUGGACGAACCAGCCGGCACUAUACCGGCGUUCGUGGUUUCUCAAGUUCGUAGCCGCGCGAUGUUUGGCAGGAAAACGACUCUGCGUUGGCCUCCCAGGCCGCGGCUCCGCGGCGUUGCUGGAGCGCUUUGUGACGGAACUUCGUCCGUGGCGACAUAGUGCCGUUCGCAUUUGUCUAACAGACGGUCUGUUCAUUCAUAACGAAAUUGACAACUAG